This is a messenger RNA of Nematostella vectensis (starlet sea anemone), 1159 nucleotides long. Its product is annotated as biogenesis of lysosome-related organelles complex 1 subunit 1. Gene Ontology annotation, biological process: endosomal transport. The record is from RefSeq and is a predicted model, not a curated record. The transcript has 6 exons. NCBI's taxonomy places the organism in Eukaryota, Metazoa, Cnidaria, Anthozoa, Actiniaria, Edwardsiidae. The coding region runs from base 133 to 507 and encodes 124 amino acids. Gene Ontology annotation, cellular component: BLOC-1 complex.
CGGUGUAAGUCCAGUCUUUCUCUAACAAUUCGAUGCGCCAUGUUUGUUUUCAUGUGAAAAGUACGAAUUAUACGAAUUAUAAAAACCCACGAAACAACUGGAAUUCUCAUAGAUUCGUACCCUAAAAUCAAGAUGCUUUCGCGUGCUGUUAAGGAACACAACCAAAAGCAAGCCGUGGCCAAGGAGAAGCAAGAGCGCUUGAGGAGAGAGGCUGCCGUUGAAGCUUCCAAGCUCACUUAUCGGUUAAUGGACACGGUCAAUUCAGGGGUCGAACAAGCAUAUAUAAAUCAAAGAAAAUUAGAGACAGAAGCCAAACAGCUUCAAACCCAAGCCAAUACCUUUGCGAAACAAUCUGUGCUAUGGCUUCAGAUGGUCGAGAGUUUUAACCAGGCACUCAAGGAACUAGGCGAUGUGGAAAACUGGUCCAGAGUUAUAGAGGCUGACAUGACCUCUAUUGCAAGCGCCCUGGAGUAUGCAUACAAAGGUGAUGUCCCCAAUACAAGCUGACAGAAUGGCAUAAAAGAUAGUUUGACUUGAGUUACAGUACGCCAGGGUUGUCUUCUUCAGCAGUAAGCAUGGACAGAAAAACAAAUUACGUUUUCUGCAUUUCUGCAUUGAUGAUAUUCACAACCAAAGGCAAUAGCACAACUGGUGGUUUGCUGAUACCAGAACUAAUGAAAACUGUGCACGGGUGGAAAAAACUUUUUAACUGUGUAACUAGAUGCCAUUGUUGACAGCAUAAACAUUGCGUGACAAUCUUAGUAAGUAAUUUGUUUUAUUUUGUAUUUGUGUAAGCUUCUCGUGUUAAAAAAAUAACAGCUAUCUUGUAAUUUCUGAUUUUAUUAUAUACAGUUGAUCUACAGUUGAUCUCCUUAACAUUGUCCUUAAAAAUGUUUACAAGAUUAAAUAUCCAGUCCUUGCAUGAGAUCUUUGAUUAAAAGAUAGCUUUAUGUACAAAAUAGAAGCAUUUGAAACCAUACACAGUGGCUAAGAAAUCUACAAAUAGCAUUAAGCUACAUGGUAGAAUUCCUCAUGUGAUGAAAUUAAAGACUUCAGACUUUUGUUACUUGUAAAUAUCUUUUGAACAACAUGAACAGGAUCAAUUGAAAAUGUAUAAGGAGUAACUAGCUGUAUUGCAAUAAUUGAAACCUUCACUAUG